Molecule: messenger RNA, 1729 nt
Organism: Oppiella nova
Lineage: Eukaryota; Metazoa; Arthropoda; Arachnida; Sarcoptiformes; Oppiidae
Source: the annotation of a GenBank genome assembly
AAUGUUUACAAACCUUUUAAACAAGUCAUGCAUUUCUGUGUUUACUAUAAUUGUGCGAUAAUUAAGUGAUUUAUUUUUAAUUUACUUUUUAUAUGUUACGAUCAUAUAAUAGACAAACACCUCAUUCACACAAAUGUCACAAUUAGUUAAAUAUUAUAAAAAUUUAUUAAGACUUUCAUACAAUUACAACAACUUUCAAAGUUGUCGUCAAUUUAGGAUCCAAUCAUGUCUUCUAAACAGUGAUAAAAGCGAUGACACGAAGAAUGAGACCAUUAGUAGAAGUGGUGACAAUAAGAUCGAAACCAUUGAUAACAACAAAUCAAUUGAACCGAAAAGUGAUGACAUAUCCGGUGUCGAGUCUGCGGCCAAAGAGGAGGUCGAGAUGGAUGAGUACAAGUGGGGGCCCAACGAGGGUGUGUAUGAUCCGGCUACUGAUGAAAACUUCACGCACGACCUCUUGGGCUACAAAUACCCACAAUUCUUCACCCGAAGAACCAAACAAAUGGGGAUCAAGAGAGCCAUUCGUAUCAUCAAAGAUGACUUAAGUCUUCUAAAAGAGGGCCGAAUCCAUAGACCGCCGUACGAACAGCCGUUCCCUCAUCAGGUGGACAUUGCCAUCUUCGGCGGCGGUAUCAUUGGCUCCAGUAUUGCAUAUUUCCUCAAACAAAGAGCACCACAGAGUUUCUCCUGUGCUGUCAUCGAAAGAGACCCAACAUACACGAGAGCGUCGACCACCCAAUCGAUUGGAGGCAUACGACAGCAGUUCUCAAUGAAGGAGAAUAUACUGAUGUCUAUGUAUGGCAUCGACUUCUUAAGGGAUGUGAAGAAGCACUUAAGUGUUUUGGAUAACGAACCGCCAGAUCUCUGUUUCCAUCCGCACGGGUAUCUCGUGUUGGCAAAGGCUGACGGCGCUCAGCAAUUGGUCGAAAACCACAAAUUGCAGACAGAUUUGGGCGCUUACGUAGAGCUCUAUACACCAGACAAACUCAAACAGAAGUUCCCGUGGAUUAACACCGAAGACAUCGUCAUCGGCUCGUAUGGCGUGCAGAACGAGGGAUGGUUUGAUCCGUGGGCUCUACUCCUGGCCAUGAAGACCAAAGCGCAGACACUGGGCGUGGAGUACCUACAGGCAGACAUUCUCGACUUCAAUCUCAACUCAGAGACAAACACCGGUUCUUAUGACGAGACGGGAAACGCUCACCAGAGAGUCAAUCACGUCAUUGUCAGACAACCCGAUGGUUAUGUCAAGCAAAUAGAGUUCGCCAUCGGAAUCGUCUGUUGCGGCGCUAACUCGGGAUUCAUUGCAGAGAAGUUAGAGUACGGCAAGAAGGGUGGCAUCCGAUCACACCUACUCCCAGUUGAGCCCCGUUUUCAUCUCUGGAUUGAUGCACAGAAUGAAGAGCCCGAUGUCAGCAAUUUAGACGUCGACUACUCGUACUUCGACUCUAAAGUAUUCCCGCAAUUGUCUCAUAGAGUGCCCUCAUUUGAAUCGGCAAAACUGAAGGGCGCGUGGAGUGGGUAUUACGAGUACAACACUUUCGAUCAGUUGCCUAUCAUUGGCCGCGAUUACUAUUACGGUAACAUGGCGUGGGCCACGGGCUUCAGUGGACAGGGCAUACAAAUGGCGCCGGCAGUGGGCCGAGCCAUGAAUGAACUCAUAUUCGACGGCGACUAUCAGACAAUAGAUUUGAGUCGCUUCUCGUGGGAGCGCUUAAUGCAUAAGAAGCCG